AUGUCUGUCCCGUUGGACCUCAAUAACGCAAGCAGACCAAAGAUAGUGAUUCAGCCUCGAACCGUCGAGCGCGCGGCUCGAUUGCAACGUAAAUCACUUGCAUCACUAGCACGCCCAGCCGUACCGGCGCCAUCAUCUAUCACUGCGAAUCCUAUGAAGCGAUCCGCUAUUCAAUCUACAGAGAAACGCAUCACCAACGAAUCAGCGGAAGAAACCACCCCAAGACAUGGAGAAGAGGCUACAGGCGUUUCGGGAGAUAUCAGGGGAUCGGGGCGAUGGCACAAGGUGGCGUCUACCUCUCCACUCAGCGGGCCACCGAUUAGUCGCAACUCCGAUCAGCCUCCUCCCCCUCGUGAACAACCCCCAUGCGUCGAGUGCUCAAAACGGGAUCCAUCCGCACCGAAAUGCAAUUUCUGCAAGUUGCUCUGCUUGAUGGACAAAUUUUGUGAUAUCGUAGAUAGGUUUGAACGUGCUUAUAAUGCUGCACCACGAUAA
Molecule: messenger RNA, 495 nt
Organism: Pleurotus ostreatus (oyster mushroom)
Lineage: Eukaryota; Fungi; Basidiomycota; Agaricomycetes; Agaricales; Pleurotaceae
Exons: 3
Coding region: 1-495 (164 amino acids)
Source: RefSeq, a predicted model, not a curated record